ACAGCGUGUUACCAGGAGGAGAGGGAGGUGUUACUCAGGGGCGACCGAUGCUGGAUCACAGAGCUGCACUAUGCCUUUCAGGAUGACAACUACCUGUACCUGGUGAUGGAUUACUAUGUAGGGGGGGACCUGCUGACUCUGCUCAGUAAGUUUGGAGACCGGAUCCACGAGGACAUGGCUCAGUUCUACCUGGCUGAGAUGAUCAUGGCAAUUGACUCCAUCCACAGACUGGGAUAUGUACACAGAGACAUCAAACCUGACAACAUCCUGCUGACAGCGGAUGGACACAUACGACUAGGGGACUUUGGUUCCUGUCUAAGGCUCCUCGAGGAUGGGAUGGUUCACUCGUCACUAGCAGUAGGGACCCCUGACUAUUUGUCUCCAGAGAUUUUAAGGGCCGUAGAGGGGGCUGGAGGUUAUGGUCCUGAAUGUGACUGGUGGGCUGUGGGUAUCUGUGCCUAUGAGAUGAUGCUGGGGACCACACCCUUCUUUGCAGAGUCCAUCUCGGAAACAUACGCCAAGAUCAUCAACUUCCAGGAGUAUUUCGAAUUCCCUUCUUCUGGUCCUGAGAUUUCAGACAAGGCUCGUUCCUUUAUCACUGGGCUCAUCUGUGAAAGGGAAGUCCGUCUGGGAAGGAAAGGCUUCAGUGACUUCAGGAGCAAUCCCUUCUUCUGUGGACUGGACUGGGCUUCCCUGCAUAAACUCCCAGCCCCCUUCCUACCUGAAGUCUCUAAUCCAACGGACACCUCCAACUUCGACAUCCUGGAUGACUGUCUCAGUGAAAUGGUAUUGUCUUUAGAGAAUGUUUCCAUACACUUAUGAAGAGACCUAGGUUGUGUCUGAAAGAAAGUAUAGACAUGUUAUCACACUGAGAAACCUGGUAAAUGGUGCACCCUUAAUAAUCAACCCAGUCUCACGGCAUUUUGUGUUA
Molecule: messenger RNA, 931 nt
Organism: Notothenia coriiceps (black rockcod)
Lineage: Eukaryota; Metazoa; Chordata; Actinopteri; Perciformes; Nototheniidae
Product: myotonin-protein kinase-like
Exons: 5
Biological process (GO): peptidyl-threonine phosphorylation; actomyosin structure organization
Cellular component (GO): cytoskeleton; cytoplasm
Molecular function (GO): protein serine/threonine kinase activity; ATP binding
Source: RefSeq, a predicted model, not a curated record